UUUUGAACUUGUGGCAGAAGAGGAGAAAGACCAGGAACCAGAUGUUAUUUGUGUGGAUUCUUGCCCAAUAUGUGGAGAGCAAUUUGAUGCUGAGGCGAUGGCCCUCCAUGCAAGUUCAUGUGGGGAAAGCACCAGAUGUUUCCACAAGCAGUGUCACUGAAAGCAGCCUUGCUAGCCCAUCCAAUUAUGUGUACUUAACACCUGGCACAUCACAAACCAUACCAACAGGGCCAGUACCUGCAAUGUCUGACGCCUGGAAGAGGGUUGAAGUUCCAGAGAGGGCAGCGAUAUUAUACAGAAGGUAUUUGCUACAGGAAAAAGAGGAUGAACCAACACUGAAAGUAAGACUUGACAUGAGAGAGGAUGUUGAAGAUCAGGAGGGAAGACUAAUCAGCUUUUACAAGGUUUAUAAAGUAGAUUGGGCCAGACCACUCCAUUGCAGAUUGGAAGGUGAUGUAGCAACUGGAGAGGGUGUGAAACGCCAUUUCUUCAGCCUAGUGAUGCACAAGUUGCAGAACGGAUUCUUGAUGGAUUUUGGAAAUAGAACAAGCACUAUGCUUUUUGAGGGCCAAGCUGAUCACCUCAUCCCUUCCACCUCGCAAGUGCUUGUGCAGAGUGACUUGUUCAAGAUGGCAGGGAGGAUGAUAGGUCACUCCUUUCUGCAUGGUGGUCCUCCACUGACAGGUGUCAGCCCAGCAAUUCUGCACGUUUUGUUAGGUGGCUCCCGGGAGACAGCAACCAUCGUGCUGGAAGAUGUGGCAGACAUUGAUAUACGCGAGACAAUACAGCUGCUUGAGAGGAAAACAAGCAGUGAGCUGACAGAGGAUCAGAGGGCUGCUGUUAACCAGUUGGCAUUAUCUUGGGACCUUCCUGUGUUGACACAAGCCAACCAUGUGUGGCUUUUACACAGUCUUCUACAGCAUGCGGUGUUAGGGCGAACCUCCCAACAAGUGAAACAGCUGAGGCAGGGACUGCAGGACACAAUGUUAUGGCCACUGUUGGAGGCCAGGCCAGAUGUGGUUCCAGUGGUGUUCCCUCAUCAGUCUAUGGCUAAAUGCAGUGCUCAGAUGGUUCUAGACAACAUCAUCUGGCCUGGAGAAGAGGAAAAGGAGGACGACAAUGGAUGCUCUGUUGCAAUCAGAUGCAAAAUGGCUGGCUACCUACGUCAGUUUGUGGAGACAGUGACCGAGGAAAAACUCAAGCAGCUGGUAAAAUUCUGGGUUGGCUGGGAGCUGCCCAUGCAGGACAUGCAAGUGGAGGUGGUGCAGGCAGACCAUCCAACAUCGUCCACCUGCUUCCAUAUCCUGCGCUUGCCUGGUUACUACACCAAUUACCAAGAGUUCCAUGAUCAUCUGGAAGGUUGCAUUGCAACAAAUGAUACUGGACUAAGCAAUGCACCUCAGUAAUGGCAUCAUACACAGCUUGAGGGAUCUCAAGCUGGCUGGAUAGUGAGCUGAGUACAACUAGCUCCUGUGAA
Perca fluviatilis (European perch) is the source of this 1477-nucleotide messenger RNA. RefSeq lists its product as uncharacterized. NCBI's taxonomy places the organism in Eukaryota, Metazoa, Chordata, Actinopteri, Perciformes, Percidae. Bases 42 to 1406 code for a protein of 454 amino acids. The record is from RefSeq and is a predicted model, not a curated record. The transcript is spliced from 11 exons. Gene Ontology annotation, molecular function: ubiquitin-protein transferase activity.